AAAGAAAAAGGGGUUUGAAUGACACGAAACUGUGAAAUGCCCCUAAUUCAAGAAGCAGGCAUAUUCGGAUUUUGUGAUUGGGAGAGAAACCGACCCAGUUGUGCUAUUGCCGCUGUCCCGUGCAAUUCGAAGGGAAUGAAGAACAAGGGUUUAGAAUUAGGGUCUUAAAACAACUCAACCAACUUUGUGGGUAAAAUUAGGGAUUCAGGUGUAAAGUGAAAAACUAGGGUUUUGGUAAAUCUCCAAAAUGUCGACGGGCAAACCCAGAGGCGGUGAUUUUCAGAUGGUCCCGGCGCCGGGAACGUCAAAGCCUCCCCUUCCGCCGGCAGCAGCAUCGAAUGCGAUAGUGGAAUAUACUCCGGUCUCUCUCAAAGAGGAAGAGGAGGAUCUGGAAGUCAAGCUCCGACGGAUUAUCGACAAUGUUCCUGUCCGUGUUAGCAAUACUUCCGGUAGUUCCGCCGGUUCAGGCUCCGGCGACUUCCACCAGUAUCGGCAAAUGAGACGCAAGGAACAAGAUCGUCUUGCCAGGAUGGAAGUCGACUACCAGAAAAGGAAAGAGCUGGCUGAAUUUAAUUUGAGAAGAGAGGAAAGAUUAAAAGCGGCUGAGGAACGGACGGCAAAGAAGCGAGCAAAACGUCAAAAGAAGAAGCAAAGGAAAAAGGAGAAAAAGACCAAAUUAAAUGCUGGAGAACAGCUGCAAGAGAAAGAAGAUUCCUCAGGUGAUGAAGACUCUGAUAACGAUGAGGAGGCAGCACCUUGAAACUAGCUUUGGUUGUGCCCAAACUUUUAAAAUUUGAUUCAAGCAAGUGGGCAUAUCUGGCUUAGAUAAAACACAGUCCAUUACUCCGGGUUUCCAUUAAAUUUGUUUCCCUUAUGUGAUUUCUGAGGUACUGUGUUCGAAAGGGAUACUAUAUAUUGUUUCAAGCUAAAAAAUUGAUGAAUUAGAGAACAAAUCUUACAAGCCUUUUUUUUAAAA
This is a messenger RNA of Glycine soja, 976 nucleotides long. Its product is annotated as PRKR-interacting protein 1-like. Gene Ontology annotation, biological process: negative regulation of protein kinase activity. Lineage: Eukaryota; Viridiplantae; Streptophyta; Magnoliopsida; Fabales; Fabaceae. The transcript has 2 exons. Gene Ontology annotation, molecular function: protein kinase binding; protein kinase inhibitor activity; double-stranded RNA binding. Bases 248 to 760 code for a protein of 170 amino acids. The record is from RefSeq and is a predicted model, not a curated record. Gene Ontology annotation, cellular component: nucleolus.